GUUUUACCUACGGAAGGCACGAUGCUCGCCGAGAGAAAGCGACAUCUUUCAUGAAUAAGUAAAGUUUCUUUAAAUCGGAGUUUAGAUGUCGCGAAAGCAUCAGUAGUCACCCAUGUCUCUUUUUUACUUUGCUCAUCAGCAGCAUUGAGCGGCAUUGAGUUACAUAUGUUUAGGUCGUUCAGAUAGUGAUGCGAGGGGAAUGGUUUAACUUUGCUAAUUUGUGUAAUUUAAGUUUUACCUACGGAAGGCACGAUGCUCGCCGAGAGAAAGAAACGCGUAAAGUGGUCCUUAAAUCCUUGUGGGAACUUUUGGAGUCAUGAUACAAGCAAGUAUGGUCAGCAGAUGCUGGAGAAGAUGGGUUGGAAGCCUGGCUGUGGGUUGGGAGCUAAUGAGCAGGGCAUCACAGAACAAAUAAAAGUAGCGUACAAGAAUGACAAGAAAUGUAUUGGCUACAAGGAACAUGGAGAUGAGUGGCUGGAACAGCAAUCACAGUUUGAGAAGUUGCUGGCUGAACUGAGUGGCUCUCAUGAUGCUGCAGUGUCUGAUAAGGGGAAUGAAUCACUGGAGCUCCGAUCUCAACAGUCCCGUGCUCGUGUCCAUUACCACAGAUUCACACGUGGGAAAGAUAUAAGCAAUUACACUGAUAAAGAUUUGGCUUGUAUUCUUGGUGUCAAGAAACCCAGUGAUAUCUCAGACUGCGGCAACAUUAAGGAGAAGAAAAAUGACAUGGAUACUUUAAUAGGGAAAAUAGACAAUCUGUAUGGGGUAACAACUGUAAAUGGGGGUAACAUGAGUGAUUACUUCAUUAAAAAGAAACAGAAAAAUGUAGAUGAUGCACUUGCAAAGAAUGACACAGACAUAGAGAAAGAACAGUUGGGGUCAGAAUUCGGAGAUAAUGAAUGCAAAGCUAAAAUAAAAACAAAUAAGAAACAAAAACAUAAGAACACUGAAAGCUCAAACACUCAGAAAAGGGAAGUUGAUGGAGAAGAAACAAAGAAUGAGUUAGCAAUGAACAGUGAAAGCACAGAUGUAAAUGGUAAGAAAAGGAAAAGAAAAUUAGAAGGAGCAAAAGAAGAAUAUUUGCUGAAGAAAGACGAAGAAAGUCAUGAAGAAACAGACAUUAAGGAGUACAGUAAGGAAGAUGAGUGUAAUUUCACGCAGGAAAUUGAAACAAGAAGGAAACAUAAAGUAAACCCAAACAUAAAUGGAAAGGAAGUUCAAGAAGAAACAGGUGAAGAUGAGAUGAAUGAUAGUGGAAGUUACUUAAACUACAAGAGAAAGAAAAGAAAAUUGGAGAAGGAAAUAGAAGAACAUUUGCUGGUGGAAGAAGGAACAGUGAAACAAGAUGGAAGAAUGAGUUUUAUGGAAUCAUAUAAUGAGAAAGACAUGCACAGUUGUGAAUUGGAGGACAAUAAAAUAAAGAGGAAAAAGAAACGUAAAGAAAAAGACACUGAUUGCCCAGACGCACAAGGAAAGGAAGUUGAAGCAGAGGUAAAUGAGAUGACAGUAUUGAAUGGUAACACUGUAACUAGCUCAAAUUAUAAGAAGAAGAAAAGAAAAUCAAAACAGGAAGUGAAAGAAAGGAUGGAAGAUGAAAUAACUGAACAAGGUAAAAGAGUAAAUGAUAAUUCUAAUAGUUCUUUUCCAACAGUUUGUUACAUGUCUGAAAUAAUAUGUGAAAAAUAUUCACUGCAAGAGAACAAUGAUUCUGUGGGUGGUCAGGACAUAGCACCAGCAGGUGAUAAGGCUGUGCACAAAAAGAAAUCUGGGAAGUUGAAAAAUCAUAAAUCCAUUGACAGAAAUACUGAUGAAGUUGAUCAUGGGGAGACAAAAGAUCAUAAACCCAUUGAAGAGGAAAACAUUAAACAUAAAGUAAAGAAAAAGAAGAUAAGGAGAUAUAGUAAAGAUGAAAACAUACAUGACAUCCAAGAAUAUAAGCAUGUACAACAUAAUUUAGAGGAAACACUUACUGAGAGCUGUAAUAGGAAGAAAUGUGAAGAACUCUCAGUUAUUGGCGAAAUCAGUGUCUCUGAGAACUGUAAGGAUGAUGAGAAAAAGGAAAAGAGGAAGACAAGGAAACUUAUGAACAAAAUUUGUUCAGGUGUGGAAUUAGAAUGUGACAAAGAUGAAAUACUUCAUGAGCAGGUGGAUAAUAAAACAGGUCAACAGAAACUUGAAAUUUCUACACAGAAUGACAUUCAGAAUGUUGAAGGUUCAAAGCAGGCUAGUAAUUACGAACAGAAACAAGAUGUUUGUGAUUCUGAUGUACAAAACAGUGUUGGUGCUAAUAUUAAAAUUAAUGACUUUUCAAACAGAGAUCUAAAUAGAAGAAACAUGAAACCCUCUGUGUUUGCACAGUUAGUAGAUCCAUCACUUAUCAAAUUUAGAGGAUCAAAUUUACGUAAGAUACCAGGUUAUGGCUGCUGUUAAAUUUAAAUUUGGUAUUUGUACAAAUGUGCAUGUGGCAAAUGUUCCUGUGGAGGUCAGUAAAUUUUAACACUAAAUUGAGAAGAUCUCUCUCUCUCUGUCUCUGAUGUCUUGUUUAAUGAUCAUUUUACCUUUUUGGUCAUGAUGAAUGUGAAGGAACCCACAUGAGUGGGAGAUCCAAUACAAUCAUGGAAUUCUGUUUACUGCCAGUGACAGGAUAAGAAAGUUUGCAGCUAAAUGCGGACUCCGAACAUGGCAGCCUAGUAUUCACAUUCUUUGAUUUAGAGGUAUGGAAUUUAGGAAAAUGUGCGCUGGAUAUGGCUGACCUCCAACCUUAAACCUCUGUCUUACUGUUACACUGCAGAGUAAAGUCAUGAGUGCUGAAAAUCGAGGCUUGAUUUGAGGUUCUCAGAGCGGUGACUAUGACAAAUACAUUCUAUUGGGUUCAAACACCUGGCAGUUUGGCACCAUUGCUAAUAGCCCUGUCAUAUAAAAAGGUUAUAACAUAAGAUUAUGAUGUUUACAUACACUAAAAUGCUUGUCAAACAUUAGUAAAACUUUUCUAAAAUUAUUAUUAUUAUGUGAAUAGGGGGUUUUUAUGGGCAAGUGUCUGUGUGGGGGGAAUAUAUUUCACACUUUUGUCCUUGUGUGGGCAUGGGUAGGUGUGAGUUCACUAAAUUGAAUUGAAUUUAUUUGCAUUCCAUAGAUCCUAAGUAGGUUAAUACCUCUGGA
Cryptotermes secundus is the source of this 3159-nucleotide messenger RNA. RefSeq names its product probable inactive protein kinase DDB_G0270444. Gene Ontology annotation, cellular component: nucleolus. The record is from RefSeq and is a predicted model, not a curated record. The transcript has 4 exons. Gene Ontology annotation, biological process: regulation of ribosome biogenesis. The coding region runs from base 253 to 2430 and encodes 725 amino acids. Gene Ontology annotation, molecular function: nucleic acid binding; telomerase inhibitor activity. NCBI's taxonomy places the organism in Eukaryota, Metazoa, Arthropoda, Insecta, Blattodea, Kalotermitidae.